Suillus fuscotomentosus is the source of this 1530-nucleotide messenger RNA. RefSeq names its product cytochrome P450. Gene Ontology annotation, molecular function: heme binding; monooxygenase activity; iron ion binding. NCBI's taxonomy places the organism in Eukaryota, Fungi, Basidiomycota, Agaricomycetes, Boletales, Suillaceae. The record is from RefSeq and is a predicted model, not a curated record. The transcript is spliced from 13 exons. The coding region runs from base 1 to 1530 and encodes 509 amino acids.
AUGCUACAACUGCCUGACCUACGCGUUUUUAAUAGCACAUGGCAACUCGUCCUCGCUACUGCGACUUGUCUUGAGAUACUAGUAGGAGUGAUUUCUCGAGCUUACCUCUCAAAAUCAGAGAGCGGCCUCCCUCUUCCACCCUCCCCUCUCACUCGGAGACUUCGGGGGCACUUCAUACCCCCUCGCAACCCAUUUCUCACUGUAGCGGAAUGGAUUGACGAGCACGGACCUGUGAUUACCAUUCGUUCAAGAACUGAGAAAAUCGUUAUUAUCGGCCGCCACGACGCCGUCGUGGAUAUCACGGAGAAGCAGGGCGGGUUGCUAGCUGACCGUCCUCGCCUCGUUGCUGCUGGAGAAAUCUACAAUGGUGGAUUGUCCGUCAUCUUUAUACCUUCUGGGAACAUGUGGCGUCGGAUGCGUAGAGCACUUCAUACGCAUCUCCAGCCUAAAUCAGCUGAGGAAUAUGAGCCCCUGCAUAUGUCACACGCAAAGAACAUGGUCAUCGACAUUCUUGAAGAUCCAGCUAACUUCCAGAACCAUGCGGCAACUUAUGCUGCAACAACGAUUACGAAAGUUGCCUACGGCCAGACCACGCCUACAUCUGCUACUGAUCCUGAAACCAUAUUUUUCCGCGAGAACCUUCGAUUACUUCGUACAACCCUGCGCCCUGGCGCUUAUAUUGUUGACAUGUUCCCGUGGCUCAAAUACCUUCCUUGGUAUGCCCAAGAGUUAAAAAGGGGGUUUAAAAGGGGCAAGCAGCUCAACACCGAUCAGCUGAACCGCGUGGAACGGCAAAUUCAGAACAAUGUGGAUGUCGGCCCUUCGUUUGUGAAACAUAUGCUAGAAAAUGUUCAGGUUCAUGGCUUGACAGAGACGGAGAUGGCUUUUCUUGCUGGCACUUUCUAUGUAGCAGGAUUUGAUACGACUACUUUGGCGAUAUGCACGGUGCUCAUGGCAGCUGCAUGUUUCCCUGAUGAGCAGGCUCAAGUCCAGGCCGAGCUGGACGCGGUCGUAGGAAGGGAUCGAGUACCGACCUUCGCUGACGAACAGUCCCUCCCUCGUCUGCAUGCCUUCAUCUCCGAGGCUUUGAGAUGGAGGCCGCUAGUUCCCAGCAGAUUGCCUCACCGAACGACCAACGAUGUGGUUUGGAACAACUAUUGUAUUCCAGCUGGGACUACGGUAAUCGGUCAUCAUAAAAAGUCCAUCUCUCGAGACCCAGACGUCUUCCCAGAACCUCAUACUUUUAAGCCUGAGCGCCGGACUAGUGAUCAAGGUUGCCUUAGGGACGACCUUAAAUCCUUCGUCUUUGGGUUUGGUCGUCGCGUAUGCCCCGGUCAACACGUCGCAACCAGGUCGGUGUUCAUUAACUCGCUUCUUAUUCUUUGGGCCUUCCGUCUGACUUUAGAUCCUACGAAGCCCCUCGAUGACAUGACGUACAUGAGGGGAGAGGAUCAGCCAUCCUUUGUUGAAUUCAAGGCGAGGGUUUCAGAGGCCGAGCUCAGACAGAUGAUGCAAAAUGAUCCUGUGUGA